CGGGGGACGGAGACGGUCGGCGGGAGAAGUGUUGACGACGAGCGUUGUUGACCCGGGUGAAAGUUUCAUUAGCCACUCGCGACGUCCUGCCGUCCCCUCCCCGGUUCUUUCGGUUCAGCCGUGAUGCCCUGUUGCGGUGCUGGAAGUGACCUGUGGACUGCAGACGCGUAGAGGCCCUGCGGUGGGUGCAGGCUUGGCAGGAAGAAGACUGUCAAUCUAAAAAGUCGAGCCUCGCGAAAAAAAAAACAAACCCGCUCGUGGAUUGGUCUGGUCUUGGGAGGUUUUGACUUCGUUCCUUGGCCGGUGACGCAAGUCUGUGCAAUAAUGGAGCCAGGUCAGGAUUCAGCUAUGCAAGAAAAUGAAAAUGCAAGAGCAAUUGAAGAUGAGUACAAGAAAGCUUUUGUGUAUAUUAAUAAAGCAUUGAAUGCAGAUGAAUUGGGUCAAAUAGAAGCAGCAAAGAAUUAUUAUAGGCAGGGGCUUACCCACUUAAGCAAAGGAGUUCGUAUUCCAUCAGAAGGUCUUGAAGGCACCAAGAGCCAUGCUAUACCUGUUAGGCAAAUGCAGCAAAAGAUGAGAGAAACUUUAGAAAAUGUUACUGCUCGUUUGAGACUUCUAGAUGAAAAUUCCCAAGUAAAUAUCACUACCAUUAGCUCCAAUAUAGAGAUGCCCAAAUUAUAUCCAACAAUUCCAUCUAAAGAAAAGCCUGAGAAGCCUCUUGUGCCCAGUUCAUUGACAUCACCCCCUCAACCACUUUCAAGCCAUGGAAAUAUUGGAUCUACAAGCCAAGGGCAAAUGGCUGCAGUGAGUCCAUCAACUUCAAUGCCCAAUGAAGCACCUCCUGCUUAUACUCCAGAGGCCACUGAUGGCCACUAUACUGUGUCUUAUGGGACAGAGUCUGGGGAAUUCUCAUCUGUUGGAGAGGAUUACUAUAAAAAAUGUACUCAGCCACCUCCCGUUGAUAAUUUUGGAGUAGAUGCUGAUGAAUUAAUCCUCAUUCCCCAUGGUGUGCAGAUUUUCUAUGUCACCCCUGAUGGACAAGUUAGUGCUCCCUCAUAUCCUGGAUAUCUUCGCAUUGUAAAGUUUUUGGAUACAGAUGCUGCAACCGCCCACAAUCGUCCUCCUGCUUUCCUUCAGGUUUGUGACUGGAUAUAUCCUCUUAUGUGCAGCCAGUCUCCUGUUCUCUCAUGCAGGACUGGAGUCUAUAUGUUCCCUGAUAUGAUGGCACAGGUAUCAGGAUCCUAUGUAGGAGUAGUGUUGUCUUCAGAACUUCCAAUCGCUGACCGAGAACUAUUUGAAGAUCUAUUGAAACAGAUGACUGACCUUAGAAUACAGAUUCAGGAAGACACUAUUACAACAAAAAUGAUGGGAAUACUUGACCAGUUGCAAACAGCUCCAAGAUCCCGUGAGGGAGUAGGGUUUCCAUCAGAAUGCCAAAGGUCUUACAAAGAACUUUUUGAGGAUAUGUUAAAACAGAUAUCAGAUCUUGGAACUAAGCCUGCUGAAGCUUCAAGUGAUGUGAUCAACCUUGGUCAAAUUGUACGUAUUCAACCAGUGCCUGAAGAGAGAGAUCGUGAAUUACCUGACUGGAGUGAGAAAAUAGCUCAUGGCAUCUUAUCAGGAGCAUCCUGGUUGAGCUGGGGUCUGGUCAAAGGAGCAGAAUAUACUGGAAAAGCAAUCCAUAAAGGAGCCUCUAAAUUAAGAGAACACAUUCACCCAGAAGAAAAACCUUUGGAGGUCAACCCAACUGUAGCAAAGGGACUGCAUGUGGCAAGGCAAGCUACAGGGGGAGCAGUCAAAGUCAGUCAGUUCUUGGUUGAAGGUGUUUGUUCUGUGGCAAGUUGUGUUGGCAGAGAGUUAGCCCCUCAUGUGAAGAAACACGGAAGCAAACUGGUUCCAGAAUCCCUUAAGAAAGACAAAGAUGGAAAAUCAACUUUGGAUGGUGCUCUAGUUGUAGCAGCAAGUGGAGUUCAAGGGUUUUCAACAAUAUGGCAGGGUUUGGAAUGUGCCGCAAAAUGCAUUGCUAAAAAUGUAUCUACAGAGACAGUAAAGACAGUCAGGUUCAAGUACGGGGAUGAUGCUGGCCAAGCUACAAAUAAUGCUGUGAGUUCUGCCAUUAAUGUUGGUGUAACAGCUUUUAAUAUCGACCAUAUUGGAAUCAAAGCUAUGGUCAAGAAAACUGCAAAGGAAACAGGCCACGCAGUCCUGGAUGAUUAUAAGAUUACUGAAAAAGAUGAAAAUAAAGCUCUACAAAAGAGAGAGAAAAAAGAUGAACAAUAAAUCCAUGCAACUGAAUUGCCAAAAGCCUUAAUAUAUAUUUAAAUGAAAUGAAUUAACAGAUUUGGUAUUUUUAUAAUCUUCAACGUCUGGACUUAAUUUAUCAAACUUGAAGAUUAACCCUUUCUAAAAAUUAUUUCUCUUCCCAUAAUUCCAGUAUUGCAGCCUCUUUCAACCCAGCGCUUUCCACGUGUGAAACCAACUUCUAUCUAACAUGGUACCUUAGCACAUCUAGAGAACAUCAGGUUGCAGAAGGCCAAUUUAAAUGAAAACUAAAUUUGCAAUAGCACUUAACUUGCACAAGGAAACAUGGCUGCUUUUUAAGUUGUAAAAUGCAGUAUUAGAAUUUAGUUUGAUAUGUACUGUUUUAACAACUUCUACUUAAUUUUUUUCCUGAAUCUUAUUUAAGUUAUUUCAACUGUACCUGAUUUGAUUAGGUAGCAUAUAUAUUUGAACUGUAUUACAUAAACAACUGAUUAAGCUAGCAAAUUCUUAAGCUAGCAAAGUCAGUUCCAAUUCUAGAGAAACCAAAGAUUGAUAUUGUCACUAUUACUGUUAUUAAUUCACUUUAGUUUAAACCAGCUUUAUGAAAUUCUAGUUUUAAUUGGAAUAGAUGGCAAAAUAUGAUGUUGAAUUGUAUGAAAAAAGAUUUCUGCUAAAAAAAGUAAGGGUCCAUUUAUGGAGGAAGAAAAAGUUUUGUACUCAAUAUUUAUUGUAAAAUCAUUUAUUAUAAAUUAUUUUAUUGAGAGGUCUGUAUUAUUCAGAAAUAUAUCUUUUUGCCUUGUAAGAGAAUGAAAUUCAUUUUCUGUUAGACAUUUACAUUUCCUUCUCUUUAAUAUGAAAAAAGCAGUUGCUAUUAAUGUAGAAUUUCUAACUUUUAGAGGUUACUUCUAAACCUCUAAAAUUGAUAUGGAAUUUAAUACUGGUGGUCAAAUGUAUAGCAAAAAGAUAGUACGUUCACUGGUUAAGGAGCUAAACACUUGAAAUGACUUAUGAAUUUAAAAUUAUAAAUAAACUUAAGAUGCAUA
Messenger RNA from Pantherophis guttatus, 3302 nucleotides. RefSeq names its product spartin (gene SPART). Lineage: Eukaryota; Metazoa; Chordata; Lepidosauria; Squamata; Colubridae. The record is from RefSeq and is a predicted model, not a curated record. Gene Ontology annotation, cellular component: plasma membrane. Gene Ontology annotation, biological process: negative regulation of BMP signaling pathway; cell division.